GAAAAAGGGAACUGUGAAAUAAUUCCACUGAAUGACAUUUAUCUACUGAAACACCCUACUGUCAAGUGUGACUUCCCUCGUGAUUUCCUGAAACAGAGUGUAACCCGAUACACACCACUUUUCCCUCCACAGUAAAACUGGUUGACAUUAACCUUCACAUACAAAGAUUCACACGAGACAUUCACACAGGACAGACAAUGGAUCAGGAAAAACUCUGCUGUUCAGUCUGUCUGGAUCUACUGAAGAAGCCGGUGACUAUUCCCUGUGGACACAACUACUGUAUGAGCUGCAUUAAAAGACACUGGGAUAAAGAGGAACCAAAAGGAGCCUACAGCUGUCCUCAGUGCACAAAGAGUUUCAUAUCGAGGCCUGAGCUGGAGAAAAACAGCAUGUUAGCAGAGUUAGUAGAGGACUUGAAGAUAUCUGGACACCAAGCUGCUUCAGCUGAUCUCUGCUAUGCUGGACCUGAAGAUGUUUCCUGUGAUGUCUGCACUGAAGAGAAGCUGAAAGCAGUGAAGUCCUGUCUGGUAUGUUUGGUUUCUUACUGUGAGCAACACCUCCAGCCUCACUAUGACUCCUCUGCCUUUGACAAACACAAGCUGGUCAAACCAUCGAACAGGCUGAAAGGGAACAUCUGUUCAACUCAUAAUGAGGUGAUGAAGAUUUUCUGCCGUACUGAUCAAAAGUGUAUCUGUUAUGUCUGCUGUGUGAAUGAACAUAAUCACCAUAACACGGUUCAAGUUGAAGAAGAAAGGAAACACAGGCAGAAAGAUCUCAAGCUGAUUCUGCAAAAAAUCCAGCAGAGGAUUCAGAGAAGACAGGAGGAAGUGAAAGUGCUUGAUAAAGAGGUAGACGGGAUUAAAGUGUCGUCUGAUGAAGCAAUGAAGGACAGUGAGACCAUCAUCAAUGAGCUGGUGAGUUACAUUAAAGAAAAGGGAAAAAGUCUAAAGCAGAAGAUACAACUCCAGCAGAAAGAGGAAGAGAGUCGAGUUGUAAUGCUUCAGAAGAAGCUGGAGCAGGAGAUCACUGAGCUGAAGAAGAUGGACGAGGAGCUGAAGCAGCUUUUACACACAGAGGACAACGCAGAGUUUCUACUCAGCUACUCCCUGCCUUUCAAACUCAACGAUUAUACAGACUCACCAAGCUUCAAAAUGUGUCCAGUUAAGUACUUUGAGGAUCUGCAAACAACAGUGUUAGAAGUCAGAGAUAAAAUCAAAGCUUUUCUCGCUGAAGAAUGGAGGAAGAUCACUCUGACAGUGAGAUCAGUGGAUGUUUUAUUGCCACAAAGCAAGCCUAAGACCAGAGAUGAGUUUUUAAAAUAUUCGUACCAACUGACAAUGGAUUCAGAUACAGUGCACCCUAAAAUAUUUCUGUCUAAUCAGAAUAGAUCUGUGUCAAACACUGUUCAACAUCCAACUAAUGACUUUUCUUUUCAAAGAAAGGACAGGUUUUCCCACCACCAGCAGGCCCUGAGUAAGGAGAGUCUGAUUGGACCUUGUUACUGGGAGGUGGAGAUGAAAGGGAAAGGCCUUUCAGUUGCUGUGACGUACAAGAAUAAAAAUAAACUGGAUCAAAGUGAUUUUGGAAGUAACAAUAAAUCCUGGGCAUUAGAGUGUUACGGUGACAGCUACAAAUUCAGUCACAAUAAAAUCACAACUCCCCUCUCAGGCCCUCUGUCCUCCAAAAUAGGAGUGUACGUGGAUCCUAGAGCAGGUGUUCUUUCUUUCUACAGCGUCUCUGACACCAUGGCCCUCCUCCACAGAGUCCAGACCACAUUCACUAAGCCGCUCUAUGCUGGACUGUGGAUUUGGAAGAGUUAUUGGACUGACAACACUGCUACAUUUAAUGAGAUAAAAUAGACCGUCUUCAUUGGUUUGUGAACCCAUCUUGUUCUUUCCUUUACUCACUGAUCAAAUGCCAUCAUCUUAAGCCAGGUGUCACGGGGAAACAUGAAAUAUGAAUUAAAAUCUGAUAGAUUUGUUUGUGCAGGAACAUGAACUCAGUAUCAGCUAGGUAUGAUGAGUGCCAGUGUCUGCACAUGAAUCAUUAAUCAAAAUGUCAGAAUUAUUUUGUACGGUUUAUACCGUUGCUGUGAGGUUUUCUGUCUCACUGUAUGAAUCAUUCAUGAACUUUCUCAAUCAUUUUUCUUCCUUUUACAUCUUUUGCAUUUUAAGAAAAUAACUGUAAUGAUGCGUUCACUACACCCAUAAUAAUAUAAAAUCAGUUGUACAUUCUUAAAAAAUAAUGUUUAACAAUAAUUAUUGAUUGUUAAAAAGGAACUAGUGAGGGCAGUAGGUUAAACAGGCUGACUAUUUUUAAUAGUGUCUGCAGUAUUUAUUGUAUCAGUCCAGCUGUUACAUGAUGUCAUUAGUUUCGAAUUUGUUCACUGUUAUUGACCCGUUAUCAUGUUUGUAACAUUUGUGAUGACCACAGACAUGACAUAGUUGUCUAAUAAAGAUGAGUUUAGUUUUAUUCCAACAACUUUUCACACCUUUAAUAUUUAUAUAAUUCAGUAGAUUUCGUAUAGUGAGCAUCUUGGAGUAUAAUGCAGGAUUUUCUCUAUCCACACAAAAACUGAAUACAAAUGUUGAGUUAGUUUUUUUUUUAAUGUACUUUUAAAGUAUCCUUUUAAACAGCUGAUUAUAUGUCAUUUUUUUCAUCAAAAUACCAGCUUAGGUUUUGAAACUGUUGAAAUAUAUACGACAAGACAGGCUUUAUAAUUCCCAUUGUUGGGAUAUUCACAUUGAAACAGUGAUUAACAUUCAGAUGAUUUGAAUUCAAACAGAAGUGUCAAGCAGUACAAAAUAAUAAAGACAGUUCAUCACCCCAAUGUGAUGCAUGUAUAGAGUUCUUCCUAGAAAGUAUCAUGUUUUCCUUUUUUCAGUCUUAAGCAAUAGACCCAGGAGUCUUCUGUGUUCAGCCCCCCCAAAGGAAUUAAAUUCCCGGACAGCAAGACGGUC
Haplochromis burtoni (Burton's mouthbrooder) is the source of this 2960-nucleotide messenger RNA. Its product is annotated as tripartite motif-containing protein 16-like. Lineage: Eukaryota; Metazoa; Chordata; Actinopteri; Cichliformes; Cichlidae. Gene Ontology annotation, molecular function: protein binding; zinc ion binding. The record is from RefSeq and is a predicted model, not a curated record. The transcript has 2 exons. Bases 198 to 1859 code for a protein of 553 amino acids.